This is a messenger RNA of Letharia columbiana, 1020 nucleotides long. RefSeq lists its product as uncharacterized. The record is from RefSeq and is a predicted model, not a curated record. Lineage: Eukaryota; Fungi; Ascomycota; Lecanoromycetes; Lecanorales; Parmeliaceae. The transcript has a single exon. Bases 1 to 1020 code for a protein of 339 amino acids.
AUGGACGCGCUACAGAGCUUCGUCCUUCUCAACGACAAUGUGCCCUCAUGGCUCACAAAGCUUGAUGACCUCACUGUCAGUGUUGCAGCGCACAAUGCUCGCUUCUUAGAAAUGGCCCGUUACGGCAGCAGACUGCUGAAGAAAAAGAACCUUUCCACCGAAUCCCUCCGCGAAGGUCCAGUCCAUUGCUACACCAUUGAAGGAGAGACUGCCGCCAAAGCUACAGACAUCUACGUGCCGCCAAAUCCUUCACACCAAUGCCUCUCCCAUGCAUCUCGUGCCAGAAAUGUCCCCAACAAUAGCGUCCUCGUGCGAAAGCGGAAAGGUUCCAACGCAUCAGUUCUUUCAGGCCAACCCCGAUACCGCACGAAAAGCAUGGUGGUCGUUUAUUAUGACUCGGCCGUUCAAGAAUCCUUCGAAUUCCUCUUCCGCAGCAUUGCCGGCGCGCGCAACAACCUUCGCAAAGGCAAGACGUCUGCCAGCUUUAAAGCGCGCAUGGCGUCACUAGUCACGGAGGAGAGUGCAUACCCUGCCGUUGGAGAAUUUUACAGGCCAAAUCCCAAGAUGAUGAAAGCCGGCCUCGGACGUAGGACCCUUGGCCCAGACUUCGGUGCCGACGACAAGCUGUCAACCUUUGACGAAGCAGACAAAUAUCUCGAGAUCACUCAAAGUUUGUGUGAAGUGGCUGCACAUCAGUUCCUACGGGACGGAGAUUGUCGACUCGAGAUUGAGGGCAUGAGGAAGAAGUUUGAGAACUGUCGAGCAAUAGCGGAAAAAGAAGUGGAGAGGUUGAAAGAGGAGGAAGCACGAGAACAAGAAGAGAAGGAGGUUGUAGCCGAGCUAAUCCAGGAAGAGCAGCUGCCAGUGGUGAAAUAUGUCGAGGCCAAAGUGAACCCUCCACCACCGCUGAAGGGGAUCACCUUCACAGGGACAGGUGUGAUUGAAAUCGACGAUGGAUCCGAUGCGGAGUCUAUGCACAUCGAUUUAUCCGCUUUCAGGACGCGGACAAGAAGGCUAUAA